CUUUUGAAAGAAACUAAACUGUGUCAGUUUCAGGACAUAACACGAAACGUGCGUCUGUAACUCUUCUUUUUGUGUUUUUUUAUACCGUGUGUUGGUAAGACUGCCCUAAGCUGUCAAAACAACAACAAUAGCUAAAUUGUGUUUUGGUUGGUUGAAAACAUGUUAUUUCAUCUCUGUGGCAGUAGCAGCUUUUGCCAUUGAUUAAAUUCUCAUUACUUUGGCAGUCGACAUUCUAUUUUAUUUUGACAAAUGCAAUUUGCGUCGUCUGUUAAGUUUGAACGUACCUAUAUGUUAGACUCUUGAAAUGGCAGCUGACAUGUCUACUCCUGAACAGGAGAGUAAAGUUCCAGGUUAUGUGAGUGGAUCUUCUCCUGAAUAUGCUCUCUAUGAGGUUCUUAAGGACCUCUGCGCAAAUAAUGCUCAAUAUUUUGAAUCACAUGACAAUGAAAAUGGCUUACGGUUACAUGGUGCAUUCUUGGCUCUCAUUGAUCAUGUCGAGUCGGUCAAGCCUGCUGUAGAUUUUAUAAGAGUAUCUGCUUCUUCAUUUGAUUUUGAUGAAAACUGCCCUGGUAAUGGUUAUGCUAGUUUUGUAAGUGUUGUCGAUGCCUGUAUUCGCCAUGGUGUCAAGUUAUGUAAGCAAGUCUGCAUCAAUCGGGAAUCCUUCUUCUUCAGGGCAAGCUAUUACAUGAGAGAGGUUGAAGCAUGUUCGCACCUUCUGGCAUCAUUGGUGACAUGUCUUGUACAUCUUCGUCAACUAAUGGAGUGGAGUGAACCAGGUGAACUCUUUCCUGCUGGUGACCACUCCCCUCAAGAACUUCUUGCCAAGGCUGAAAGUAUUAACCAGUAUUGCUUUUACGGCCGCUGUCUUGGUUUUCAGUUUUGUGAAUCUGUUCAAAUUGUGUUGAAAGCUGUAUCAAUAGCUAUGGCUUCUUAUAGUGAUGUAUACUAUGGUGAAGGUGGCUUUGUGUCUCGUGCCACUAAUUCUGUUUGGAAUGGUGGCAAGUACUUCAUGGAUCCUGAACUUCGAGCUCGGCGCAUAGUAAAUAUUUCACAAUAUGCCGAUGUUCAGUUUUGCAAGUCUUUCUGGUUUCUGGCUGAAUCUGAGGUGAUGCAGCGCCUUCCUAUGAUGGUUUGCCCAGCUUUGAUUGUGAACAAAGUCAUCUCCAUACCCCCAGAACCUUUAGAGCAUACUCGCGCCGAUGGCAGCACCAUACAGAUACCCAUUCCCACGGUGCACAUUGGCCCUCAACCUUUGAUGGUUAGAUUGAUGUCUGCUGUGCGGAGGGAAGGGAUGGUAGGAGAAGCAGGAAACAAAUCUGAUACAAGACCACCAUCACCUGCUUUAAUUUUCCACUGCCAUGGGGGAGGCUUUGUGGCUCAAAGUUCCAGCUCUCAUGAGCCGUAUCUUAGAGAUUGGGCUCGCAGGCUGGGAGUGCCUAUACUCUCUGUUGAUUAUUCUCUAGCUCCAGAAGCACCUUACCCUCGAGCACUUGAUGAGAUGGUUUACGCAUAUUGCUGGGCUCUGAAUAACUGCCACCUUUUAGGUUCUACAGCACAACGGGUUGUGUUUGUUGGUGAUUCUGCUGGUGCAAAUCUCAACAUGGCUCUGGCCUUAAAAUGCAUUGAGCUUGGCCUACGCCCCCCAACAGGCUUGUUCAUGGCUUAUGCGCCUGUGCUGGUCUCCUUCGUUCCAUCUCCGUCCCGUUUACUUUGUCUGAUGGAUCCCCUUCUGCCUUUUGGAUUUAUGAUGAGGUGUUUAAAAGCAUAUGCUUGCCCUAAAGAAGACAAAGAGAAAUUAUCUGAAUGUGGUACAUCAGUAGACGAAACUGCUGAUUUGGCUGAAGCUGACUGUCCACUAUCUCAGACUGAGUCGGUUGAGGCCGAACCAGCAGUGGAGGCAGUGGAGGGAAACUUUGGUGUGCAGAUCAAUGAGUCACCAAGAACUGCCCCUGGAAGUGUUAGUGAUACGGAAUCAUUCGAGGAAGUCUCAGAAAGUGAUCUCGCUGCACUGGCUGCUUUGUCAGUUGGCGGCAUGUCUGCCCGACAACAUAUGCAACCUGAGGCUGACCAAAUCACUCCCAUGAGGUAUGUGUUAGAUAUGGACACAGAUUCUGAGGGCCACCAAAUUCCUGUUCUGCGAGCUUGUCCUGGAGAAGUUGCAGAGGAAAAUGUCAUCUUUCAAGUUGGUCAGCGUGUUGAUGGAUAUGGUAUACAAGAAAGAGUUAGUCAAAUGGCUGACAGCUUGGCAAGUACAGUGUCAAGUUCAUUUUCUUCUCUCUUGGCUUCCAAAGCAAGCAGUCCCUCUAACAGCAAUGUUUGUGACACAUGUGACACACCAAGGUCAGCCUGGUCCCAACUGGAUGCCCUCAUGCAACGAAGUCCAACUGAAGAAUUUAAAUUUUCAGUGCCUCGUGACCCCUAUCUGUCUCCAUAUUGGGCCACUGAUGAAGUAUUGCAACAACUUCCACCUGUCAGCGUUGUGAGUGCUCAGUUUGAUCCUUGCCUCGAUGACUGUGUUAUGUUGGCCAAGAAGUUACGAAACCUGGAAAAUAAUGUAACUCUUGACGUUUUGGGAGGACUACCACAUGGAUUUCUCAAUAUCAGUUUGCUAAGUAAAGAAGCACAUGAGGGUUCUAAACUGUGUGUCAAACGAAUCAUGGCCCUUUUGAAGAUGGAGUCUUCUCCUGAUUCCUCUCCUGAAAAGUCACCUUAGGUAGAGAAAGAAUAGAUGUCCUUAUGUUAUCUUAGUUACCUUUUGCCACUCUACACACUGCAACUUCUUUAAGUUGUCAGUCACGAGUGUACUCUACUUGCUGUGAUGAAGAGCACCAAAUCUUUGCUAUUGAGAUUGGUUCUGUAUGAGAUUACUGUUAUAAUAUGUGCCUGCAAAUCACUUAUAUCAUAUGUAGUACAUUUGUAUAUCUCUAUGUUUGUAGGUUUCUAUGGCUAUUCCGCCUACUGUAGAGAACAAAUUGCCAUUUUUGUAAAGAUAUGUUUUAAAUGCUCAAUAUGUCUAAGUGAUAAGAUCGUGGCAUUGUAGGUUUUCUGAGUCAUUUUGUUUUUAAAAAUUAUUGUUAUUACACUUUUUAUUCGUAGAGCAAUAUUUGUUUUAUAUGUUCUGUUCCCUUGUAUCUGUUUGUUAAAACAGAUGCAUUGAUAUCCUUUAAAAUAGGCUAUGUUCCAGAAAGUGAUAUGUACUGAUUUUCUACUUAAUAUUUUUCCUUUCUCAUAAAUAUUACAAAUGAGUCCUUCCAUAGCUUGGGGAUAAAAGUGCCUAGAAUUAAAUGUUUAUGACAACAAG
Thrips palmi is the source of this 3301-nucleotide messenger RNA. It is a transcript of the gene Hsl, whose product is annotated as hormone-sensitive lipase. The transcript is spliced from 13 exons. Gene Ontology annotation, cellular component: cytosol. Bases 305 to 2713 code for a protein of 802 amino acids. Lineage: Eukaryota; Metazoa; Arthropoda; Insecta; Thysanoptera; Thripidae. Gene Ontology annotation, biological process: triglyceride catabolic process; cholesterol metabolic process. The record is from RefSeq and is a predicted model, not a curated record. Gene Ontology annotation, molecular function: sterol ester esterase activity; triacylglycerol lipase activity.